CCAAAACGCUUAUGGGUUCACAUGCAAGUAGUUAAAAAUAAAGAGAAGCGAAGUGUAACACCAAAAACAGGGUCCAGAGGAUCUAGGGUUCCUCGAUUCUCUUUAUCCUCCUUCUUCUCCCCAAUUUUUGUUCUCCUUUUCCUACUCUUAUCGUCGAGUAAUCAAAAUUUAGGGUUUUUAUUUUCUCUGUUCUAGGGUUUCAGCAAAUCUGAAUCGAUCGAUCUGAUUAAUGCCCAAAAUAACAAAUUUGUUUGAUAAGAAGCAGGUUUAAAGUUGAACUUAUUUUAGUUUUAGUAUGCAAGGAUCGCAGAAAUCAAAAAGGGUUUCCUGGGCUUCUGAUGGGAAUCUUUGUCAGGUUAGACUCUUUCUCUCUGAAGAUUCUCCCUCACAAGUCGGGGGAGGUGCUCAAGAUCACCUCCAAGUAAAAAAAAAUAUUUCAGGCUUGCCUGUAAACGGAGUAGUAGCAGACGACAAUCUUCCACCUGGUUUUGAAGGUUUCAAUCCUGCCAAUCAGUUGAAAGACAGGUUAGCGCAGAUUCCUGUUGUCAAAUGGCGACCCCCUCCAAAAUUUAUUUUGGGUGUUGAGUGGCAAGUAGUAAUUGGGGAAGAAAGUGAAGAGGUGGAGGUCCAAAGUGAAAGAGAGCUGAGAGUGCUUGAAGCAUACUAUCCACGAGAAUCUGCAAUUCCUCCAAACCCUGCUACUGCACCAGAUAUAGUGUGUGCUGGGCAGGAUGACCAAACAUUGCCUUCAAUCCCCAUUACUCCUAUUGAGGAAGAAGAUCAACCAGAUCCCUCGCCUGAUUCUAUUGCUUGUUCCAGUGCUACUACUAAGUCAUACCCGCUGGUGGCCCAAGGUGGGACAUUGGCUGCUGGAGUAGCAAGUUGUGGUCAAGCAGAUGCGUUAAAAGCUGCUCUUACUGCUGUAGCGAAGAGCAAUGAGCAGAUUGACCACGACCUGCUUGUAAAAAUUCUGAGUAAUCCGACAAUUUUAGAACAGUUAGUUAGGCAUCAAGGUCCUCAGAGUAUCCCCAAGCCUUUAUCUUCUGGAGCACCCAUGUACAGGAUGGAUACACCAGCUCCUCCUCCUCCUCCUCCUCCUCAGUAUAAUAAUAUGGAAACAGGAUCAUCCUCAUCCCCAAUGAUGAUGUCAAAUGGGUUAGUGUACCCGUAUACUAAUGGUACUGGACCUAUGACCCAUCAGCAAUCAAUCCCACCGCUCUCUUUACAGUCUGGUUCUGGUUCUGGUUCUGGUUCUCAAAUGAAGGACCUCAACUACUACAAGAACUUGAUUCACCAACAUGGAGGAGAAAGGCAAGGCGAGCCUCAACCUCAACCUCAACCUCCAUUUUCAACCCAUCCCAUUCCCAUCCAUCAUUCAGGAAUAAUUGAUCAAGAAGUAGAUAAUUCAAAACCAAGGGAUGCAAAACAUAAGAUGAUGAAGCCUUGUAUUUAUUUCAAUAGUUCAAAAGGUUGCCGACAUGGUGCAAAUUGUAUUUAUCAGCAUGACAUGUCGCUCCAGCAACGGGUUAGUAGCAUCUCAGAAAUGCAGAGUGCAAAGAGAAUGAAGAUGGAUAGAGAGAUUAGAGGACCACAGUCAUACAGUUAAGGUAAUCUGAUGAUAAUUUCUUUUUGGUUCCAGGAGAUAUUCUUAAUCAAUCUCCUGAAAGAAUUGUGCCAGAUUCGUAAUCCUGAUCUUUGGACAUACAUGAAUGGGACCCUAGUUCUCCAUAGAGCAUUCUUGUGGGAGAGAUCUCUGUCUUCCCUGCAGAUAGCUUCGUCCUCGUGUGCAUACAAAUUUUAAUCCAGGAGGAAAGAGUUUUCACCCUCAUUUGGCACCUUUGUAUACUGCUUCGGCUAUCUUUAUUUGUUUCCCGAGGUUUUUAUUUCGUUUCUUGGUAAUUUAUUUCUCUUGCCCCCCUUUCAGCACACCAUAUAUCAAGUUGAAAUAAAUAACUAAACUAGUUGCCCUGUAUGGAAUUAUGUAACUAAUUUUUUUUUUAACUUAACAUAAUCAUUUAAUAUUUGAAAGCUAAAAUAUUGAGAUGAAUCGUUUUAUUAAAAUUGAAACUGUAACAGAUUACUUUUUAAUGUAAUUGGAAAUAGUGACUCCCUUUGUUUCAAA
Molecule: messenger RNA, 2122 nt
Organism: Spinacia oleracea (spinach)
Lineage: Eukaryota; Viridiplantae; Streptophyta; Magnoliopsida; Caryophyllales; Amaranthaceae
Product: zinc finger CCCH domain-containing protein 6
Exons: 4
Coding region: 296-1606 (436 amino acids)
Molecular function (GO): metal ion binding
Source: RefSeq, a predicted model, not a curated record